Molecule: messenger RNA, 391 nt
Organism: Ixodes scapularis (black-legged tick)
Lineage: Eukaryota; Metazoa; Arthropoda; Arachnida; Ixodida; Ixodidae
Product: glycine-rich protein HC1
Exons: 1
Coding region: 14-379 (121 amino acids)
Source: RefSeq, a predicted model, not a curated record
CCUGGUCGCCCUGAUGGCAGUGGUGGCCCUAGCCUUCGCCGCCGAGGCCGACAAGCCUGCAGAAGAGAAGAAGGAAGGUGACGUGGAGGGACGCAUCGGCUUCGGAUCCGGCUUCAGGAACGUCCAGGGUGGCAACCAGUACGGCUUCAACCGGGGGGCUUCCGGUUUCAACCAGGGCAGCGGUGGCUUCGACGCGGUCAACCGUUACAACAACGUCCAGGGCUUCAGAAACCGUGACGGCUACCGCACCAACGCCGGUUUCGACCAGAGCGACUUCAACCGCUAUGGUUCCGGAGGCGCUGGUUUCUCUGGUGGCUUCAACCGUGGUGCCGGUGGUGCCUACAACCAGCACGGGCAGGCGGGUGGAUUCUACGGCUAAGAGCCAUCGAGU